Messenger RNA from Solanum dulcamara, 2132 nucleotides. Its product is annotated as protein JASON-like. The coding region runs from base 214 to 1800 and encodes 528 amino acids. NCBI's taxonomy places the organism in Eukaryota, Viridiplantae, Streptophyta, Magnoliopsida, Solanales, Solanaceae. The transcript has 7 exons. Gene Ontology annotation, biological process: male meiosis II. The record is from RefSeq and is a predicted model, not a curated record.
AUUUUUUCCCUCCCGGUUAGAAAUUCAAAAUCAAAAAUCCAAAAGGACUCUCAAAUACAGUGACUCCUCACCCCACCAAUAAUAAUUUUGCCUAUCUCUUUAAAUCUCUGAAUUCAACUGAUACCUUAGCUAGGGUUUUCACUUUCAUGGCGUCUUUAUCAAUCAAUUGAUCGGUAAUCUAAUUGAAGGAUGAGAUAUAUCACCUGAGAAAAUAUGUUAUGGUCUAGGUUACCUUCCGAAGAAAGUGACCACACGAAUAAUCGGGAUAUCUUUGGAGUGUUUAGGGUGCUGGUUGUCGCCGCCAUGGGAUGUCUCUUUGGCUGUUUCCGUAUCAAUGAUGGCUCUCUUUCUCCGGAUUCCAAAUCUCAUCUCGUCUCUCAGUCUAUACCUCCUAAGGAACCAGUGGUGUCUCGUAAUAGGAGUCCAUUAUCUUCACUUUUCAGUUCUGAAGAAAAAGGGGAGGAUGAUGAUUUGCACAAAACUGAAAAGGCUAAUCAAGAUGCAGGAACACCUAAGUCUGAGCUACACACGAAAGAGCUCAGGGAUCAGGCCAAGUUUCUUAAAGCAUGUGGAACUUUACCUGAGACUCCAGCUGAAAUUCGAAAAGGCUUGGCUAAAUUCGAAGAUCUAUCAGCUUCAACAAGAAGUGUUGAACCCUUAAAAUUCAAGUCUUGGCUCUCUGAUAUGGCUGUUGAAAAGCUCAACCUGGAUUUGCUACCUGAUCACCCUAUUACACCUAUUAAAAGCAAUGGAUUGGAAAAACAAUCUGGUUCCUUGGCUCAUACAUUUAGCAGUUGCAUGACGGAUGGACAAAAUGGUCAAAGUUUACCAAAGAACUCUAUUCAUGGUAGUGGAUCUUCUAACACUCCGACAUCCAUUGAGUUUAAUGCUAAUCAGGCUCAUAGAGAUGCGGCUUCAGUGGUUUCACCAAUCUUUGCUCCCAGUGCCCAGUACAUGAAUAAAAUUGUUCGUUUUGAUUGUGAAUCUGAUCUGUCUGCAGUCUCACCCAAAAGUACUGCAUCUGCACUUGACAGUGAAAACUCAAAACAGGCUGAGUUUUCUGGCAACUACUAUGCAUCGAAGAAUUCUCCCUACCCAACCCCACUAAAAUUAAGUGAUGAAAUGCAAACACCAGGAACUGUUUAUCCAACAUAUUUAGACAACAUAGCAAAUGGAAAAGCUGCUCGGAUCAGGUCUCAGUAUGUUUAUCCAGUUUUAAACCCUGUGGAUAGAGCAUCGCAGUUGAAGGAGUUGUCUGAUGAAGAUUCCUACUCCAUUGAAAAUUCUAAUUCCCUAUUAUGGUCCAGUAACAUGACAGAAUCUGGUGAAAGGCCAAAUGAAGCAAGCUUUUCGUCAGAACUAGGAAUGUCUGAAUUAAGAAAAGCUUCAGCUGAUAAAGAUUUAAAGGUAGAAGCAAGCUUGUCUUCUUGGCUGAAGCCAUCUACAGUCAACCAAGAUGAGGGUAAGCAGCACACUAGUGCUGUUUACGGUAACAAUGUUCAUUAUGGCAGAACUCCUGGAGAUAGGCCUAUACUUGGAUUGGUUGCUGCUCACUGGAAAGAUGACGAAGAUUCUCGUAUAUCUCCUAAAUGGUGGGAUGGAAAUGGGAUUCCCAAUUCAACAAACAAGUAUAAGGAGGAUCAGAAAGUAAGCUGGCAUGCAACACCAUUUGAAGAGAGACUGGAGAAGGCAUUAUCACAAGAAUCUUCCAUUCCACAAAGUAAGCAACUCAGUGGGACAACACCAUUUGCCUUUAAUGACAUGGAGGAAACUGAUACUGCUAUCUCUCAACUGCACUAAUAAUCUCAGCUAAAACUCAUUUUCCAUCCAUCAAUUAGCACAGAUUCAAAGUUUACCCUGGAAUUUUGUUUCGUUUUAGCUGAGAUGUUGCUCAAUCUCAGAUGUAAGCCAGACGUUCAAGUGUGCGCGCUUCAUUUCUGAUGAAGUUCUCGAGAUAAAUCGCGGAUUUCUGAGUGUAGCAAUAGUCUCAUUGAUAUAGUUGUAUUUUUGGUCAUAAAAACUGAACUAGGUGGCAUUUUAAAACUGAAAAACUCGCACUUAAAAUGAGUGCAAUAUGUUUGAGCAUCUGUCUGGCAAAUGGCAAUGCAUUAAGUAUAAACAAAUUUGCUCCA